ACAUACAAAAAGAAAAAGAAAAAGAAAAAGAAAAAGAAAGAUUCCUCCCUUUUCGCCAAUUCUUUUCUACCCAUCCACCAUCAUGCCGCUUUACUGAAUUCCCACUUCCACUCUCUGCUGAUGGGCUGCGCCACCUCCAAGCUCGACGAUUCCCCGGCGGUGGCCUUGUGCCGCGACCGCUGCGCCUCCCUCGACGAGGCCGUGCGCCAGCGCUUCGCCUUCGCCGAGGCCCACGCCGCCUAUCUCCAGUCACUCGACGCCGUCGGCAUCUCUCUCAACCGCUUCUUCAACCAUGAUCUCCUCCUCCUCCCCCCUUCCCGACCCUCUUCGCCGCUCCUCAACCUCCCCCCUCGGAGAAAGGGAUCCGAUUCCGGCGACCAUCUCCGCUUCCACUCCGACUCCGACGAUGAUAAAUCCGAGCCUCUGCACCAUCUUGACACCACGCUGCCGGAUUAUGAAAAUCUCAGUUUCAGCCUCGGCGGCGGGGGGUAUAUGAAUGUGAAUUAUAUGAAAAAUCAAACGACGCCGUCGGUGGCGCAUACGCAGAUUCCGAUGAGCGCGGAAACUGUGCAUAUUGGUUAUGCUAAUGACAGCAAUCAUGAUUUCAACGGCUACUCGAAUCAUGGCGGCGGCGGAGGUGGAUUUUAUGGUGAUUCUUCCUCGAAUUCGAAAGCGCCGCCGAGAAGUUCGACGUGGGAUUUUCUGAACCCUUUCGACACCGUGGAGAAGUUCUAUCCCACUUACAGCUUGAGCCACGAUUCCAGAUCAGUGAGGGAGGAAGAGGGAAUACCGGAUUUGGAAGAGGAUGAUGACGAUGACGAUGAUGUGAUGAAGGCGGUUCACGGAGAUCAGAAUAGCGGAAGAAGCAGUUUAUCCAAGGCGCCGCAAGAGCGAAAGGAUUCCAAUUCAAAGAAAAGCGUCGACAAGAGUGAAGUUAUUGGUGAGAAGACCUCCAAAAAUGGUAAUGAAUUGAAGCCUCGUGGCGGGUUCAAGGAUGAUAUGGAAGUCUUGAAAGAGAUUCAUCUUCAAUUUGAGCGUGCUUCCGAGUGUGGAAAGGAUCUCUCUAACUUUCUUGAGGUGGGGAAACUCCCUUACAAACAGAAACAUGUUUCUUCAAAGAUACUGCAUUUAACUGCAGUCUCUUUCCAGCCUUGGACGUCUGAUGAUGGCGAUCCUGUUUUGUUAGACGUAGUCGAAGAUGUGGAACUCAAGUCUAAAAGCCUUUCUUCCGUUUUGCAUAAACUUCAUCUGUGGGAGAAGAAACUGUACGAAGAAGUGAAGGUUGAGGAGAAAAUGAGAGUUGACCAUGGACGGAAGUCCAAAAAGAUGAAGCAUAUGGAUGUAAGAGGCUCUGAGUCACACAAAGUGGAGGCAGCCAGAACUUUGGUUAGGAGUCUUUCGACGAAAAUCAAAGUUGCAAUUCAGGUGGUUGAUAAGAUCUCAAUGAGGAUAAAUAGGUUGAGAGAUGAGGAGUUGUGGCCACAGCUACAUGACUUCGUUCAAGGGUUAACUAGAAUGUGGAAGUCCAUGCUCGAAUGCCACAACAAUCAGUGUCAAGCGAUUGGAGAAGCCAAACGUGUAGACACCAUCACGUCCCAACAGCACUUCACGGAUGCUCAAUUUGAAGCCACACGCCAGCUUCAGCACGAUCUUGUCAACUGGACUCUAUGGUUCUCUCGUUGGAUUGGUGCACUAAAGGGUUAUGUCAGAGCGCUGAAUAACUGGCUCAUGAAAUGUCUGCUCUACAUACCUGAAGAGACCCCAGAUGGAAUAGUGCCAUUCUCUCCCGGGAGGAUGGGUGCCCCUGCAGUGUUUGUUGUGUGUAACCAGUGGUCGCAGUCACUGGACAGAAUUUCCGAGAAGGAAGUGGUGGAUUCUAUGCGAGAGUUUGUAUCAAACGUGCUGCAGGUGUGGGACAGGGAUAAGGCGGAGAUGCGCCAAAAGAUGGUAGCGGAUAAAGAUGAGAGGAAACUCAAGAGCCUCGAGAAGGAAGAGCAGAAGAUACACAAGGAGAUUCAGUCAUUAGAGAGAAAGAUGGCGCUGAUCCCCACUGACACGCGCGUUGUCUAUCAGAGUGAGACAACUAAAGGAGGGAGUGUGCAGGCAAGUCUACGACACGUUCUUGAGGCCAUGGGGAAGUACACUGGUAACUCUUUGAAAGUAUACGAGGAGCUCUUGCAACGUGUCGAGGAACACAAACAAGCUGCUUCAUAGAGUGUAGAUGAAAUGAGGUCUUUCAUCUCUAGUGUCAAAUUAGCAAUGAAGAUGAGGUUGUUACUUUUGACUUGAGAGAACUCAAAAAUAUGCUUCAGUCAUAAAUCCCAAGAUAUCUGAGAAGGUGUGUUAUGGUCGUGGACAGAGUGAGCUCGAAACUGCAGAUCAUGUAGGCGGAUCGGAGUGUAAAUGUAAACAUUGGUGUGGAGAUUUGUGUGUAAUCAAUUUAGGUUUUUGCAUCACCAUCAUUUUCACCGCAUGUCACUAGGGAAUAAGGAUGCAUGCUGAAGAAAGUCAUGUUUAGUAAUGUUAUAUUUGAAGUUGUGUAUAGCAAGUCUUUUUCUUGAUGUCUAGCAGAUAUGAAUUUGCAGCAAUUGUGAAUCGGUGAUGAAAGCAAAGAAAGGAGCGUAUGUGCAA
Salvia splendens (bonfire salvia) is the source of this 2631-nucleotide messenger RNA. Its product is annotated as protein ALTERED PHOSPHATE STARVATION RESPONSE 1. The transcript is spliced from 4 exons. The record is from RefSeq and is a predicted model, not a curated record. The coding region runs from base 121 to 2214 and encodes 697 amino acids. Lineage: Eukaryota; Viridiplantae; Streptophyta; Magnoliopsida; Lamiales; Lamiaceae.